Messenger RNA from Cricetulus griseus (Chinese hamster), 7020 nucleotides. NCBI's taxonomy places the organism in Eukaryota, Metazoa, Chordata, Mammalia, Rodentia, Cricetidae. The record is from RefSeq and is a predicted model, not a curated record.
AUAAAAAUCACUUGUAUGGGAACCAAAGAUGAGCCCAUAUGUUUCCAGUCCCACACUGAGCCAGGGUCUAAGCAAGUCGACCCACAAAGGAGGGACCUGUGUAUGGAGUGUGCAGGUGCUCAGCCACUUGCAGGGAGGAACUGGAGACAGGAGAACUAUCCUGGAGCAGCGUGUGACCGAGCUAGAGAGAUCUGGAGCUCAGGCCCGUGACAGCAGGUGUACUGCCACAUGCAAUUUGGAGUCAUCUGCCCCAGCUGUAGGUCUAGCUCCUCUGCAAGCCAGUAUCCUGGUGCUAGGAUUUUCAUCUAGUAGUGAGUUAGCACACAACAGUCUGACCAGUAGAGCACAUGGCACUAAGAUGAAGCCUACUGCUGGAAAUUAAAAUUCAUGGGCUUGAGGUGUUGGGCCAUGGUGGUGUCGUGUUCUAAUCUGGGUUGGGUUGACUUUGGGGCAGGCGGUGUGGUUACAGGAGAGAAGACAGCAGUGAGGGUGAGGUGGCUAUGAAGGAAGUAGUGUGGAGAGGUAUUUCAUUUGGGGCUGUGGGAAUCCCUGGAGCAGGGGAGCCUGAAAACAGAUGGGGAGCCUCUGUUAGCCCAUCAGUCAGAGAAUGAGGUUGUAUUCUAUCAUAGGGCAAAGUACUGACAUCGGAUUGGGAAAUUCCCCUCUCCUCCAGUCCUGGAGACCAAAGCCCUCCACCAGUGAGGGUUCUCCACACUGCCUGGUGCUUGUCUCUUUCAUUUUUCCAGCCAAUCACCUUCCUACUGCUCCCACUGCUUUUUCUUUUUUCCUUCUGAGCCUGUGGUCAUUGGCAGUGAACUUGAGUAUCAGGGGUAACAAAGCUUUAUGGGAAGACUGAUGACCGGCACCCCAAAUGGACAGGAAGUAGAGAUGUGUGUCCUUCCAUGUGAUAGCAAAGAGUGACCUCAAUGAUUCUGUCUUCUGCACUGGGGUGAGGGAGGAAGAGCUGUCCUCUCCAUGGAAUUGAUACAGAGCUCUGGAAGGAGGGGGAUGGCAGCUCUCCAUAAGGAAGAGCCCAUGGUCCGGAAGACAUCCGUCACACCGUCUGGGGAGCCAUGAGGUGCAGAAGGGUCACAUGGUGAAGGUUCCUGGACCCUAUAACAUCCCAAAGGCCAUGCGGUUCUGAAGAGUGGCCUGGCCAAGGCUUUGGGGCACUUUGAUCAUGGAGAGAGACUUUCUGAAGAUUCUAGGCUGUCCUCAUGGGCCCAGAAUGUGGGCAGUGACAAAGGGUUGAAGCAGACAUUCCCAAGGGACAAGGCCCUCAAGGCGCAGCAAUACCACCCAUUGCAAAGCCAUGUUAGAGACAUACUUACCUCAAGUCUGUUUUUGCCAAAGAAGGAAUUCUGCUAUGAGUUUGCCCCAUACAUUCUGGUGUCAGAGGACUUUCCUAAAAUGGGAAAGUGGGGGUAGUAGGUGAAAGGGACACCCUAGCUCUCUGCAUCCCUGGCCCAGAUAGGAGGUGGCCUCUGAGGAAGAUCACUUUGGUGGUGGAAAUGACCAUGGUCCAGGGACCUUGGCUUGCUGCAGAAGCCCCCAGGAUUGGCUAUUCUGGACCACUGCAGAGGCUCAUACAGUAUAAUCAAGGAGACCCUACCCCUCAAGGCCUGUCUUUAACACAAAACAGACUAAUAUUCUAAGAAAGGAGGUCUCAGCACAACUCCUAUACAGUGAGAAAUGCAUGCGUCCUCUGAAGGGGGCCUGGUCUCCCUUCUCCAUCCUGGAGCCCUAAGGUUAGUUGCUGUGGCACCAGGCAGUGUCUGAGGAGUGCACGAGAGGUGGGAGUCAGGAGGCGUGGAAUCCAGGCUAGCUCUUCCGCAGACAAUGUGUCUAUGAUUAAUCCCUUCCUCUUCUGUGCCUCAGUUUCACUCCUCAUGUGAUGGUUGCCACAGAGAAUCAAGUGCCUGUUGGCUCCCUGUAGCUGAAGCAUUAGUCGGUGGGAGCCUCAAAGUCCUGGCAAGAAGGGCUUGUCUACAGCACUUAGCUCCUACUCUACCCUUGUCCUUAGUGGUAAAGGCAUCAGCUUUGCUGCUAGGGUCCUAUUGGAGGAGGAAGUGCUGUCCACACAUACUGUCCACAGGACAGGUGCACCCGUUCUGCAGAAUGCCCUGCAGACUGCUGGGAAGCCCCAGGGCUUGCCAAGCAUGCCCCAUCCUGGAUGCAUACAAUCUUACUCCCCCAACCAGCUCGGCAGCUAUGGUUUCUCAUAAGCUUUCCCAGGAUCUUUGUGGGUUUCCUCUAGCUUAAAAGCCACUUCCCUUCUCAUAGAAGGACCUCCAGUAAAGUUUUGUCUUUGGGCCCUCUCACAUUUCCCCCUUUAUUGUGAGCUGAAGCUCUGCUCCUUCCAGGGCAGCCUGGCCUUGCAGGCUGGGCGGUUGCCUGUUUGGUUAGGAUGAUCUGUCUAGGUUCUACCAUUAGCUCCAGGUUAGAGAACUGCCGGGAACAAGGAUGACUGGUCUGGGAUGCUCUGGGCUCCUGGUUUCAAGGAUGUGCAAAUUAGGUUAAAACACCAUGUUCAAGUCUUACCUUUUGUUAUUUGAUAAAGCAGAACUUGCCUUUUUGCUGUCCUUGUAUGUAUGGCCUUCCUCUCUGAAUCCUGAGUGAGCCAAGAGGUUCUGCCCAUGAGUAUGAGAAGAUGGAAAUGCGAGUGACUUGUACCCUGAAUUAGGAUCAAGCAUUCCAUGGUCACUGUUGCUUAGCACAUCAUAGCUAUCAGAGGUUUUUAUCCAAAAGCCUGCUUUCAAGGGACAAUCACCCAUUUUCACCAGUAGCGCCAAAACCGUGACACCACCCAACAGAAUUCCCAAGAAACUGUUUCAGGAUACCCUCUGCAGUUCCACUCAGAAGUCAGGUGCCAUCUGCUAGCUCUCCUGGCAGGAUGGAGCAAAGUGGCACAGAUAUUGGAAUACUAUCAAAUCUCUGGCCAGGAGACUCAGUCCAUCACAUCUGCAUGUGUGUGGAUUUCAGUGGCACUAGAGAAACAUUGCAAGCAACAGCAUGGGUGACUGUUUCUGGUCUGGAGUGCUAGAGCGCUGCAGCUGCAGCUGGGAGAGGCAGCCCUCAGAGGUGCUGGAGACUCCUCCCGGCCUUCCAGGAAGGUGUAGCCUAGAAACAGGCUGCCAUGGGCAGUCUCGGCUGGCAUGGCCUUGCUUUCUCUUUAGCAGGAAAGCUUCCAGAGAAGGCAGUACCUACCAGGUAGCAAAGCAGUCUCUUCAAGGAACAUGCCAGAAGGUGAGGGGGUGAGCUAAUACCUGGGGGCCUGUUGUGCCUCUGCCUGGUGAGGGGAACCCAGGGUGCAACUGCUUGCUAUUUGCACCUUCCAAGUGACAUAGCCCCUGUUGCUGGGGACUCCAGGACAGAGCCUCCUCGGUGUAGGUCUUCCCAUGGGUCAGUACAAUCCUCAGACCCCGGAAGGCUUUUCGCCGGAGUCCACCUCCUAGCGAGGGCAGGUCCUGAAGAUGGGUGGACAUGCUAGUGCAGCAAUGGGAGGAAUCAGGCACCAGACACUUCUUAGUUUCCUUUUAGGAGAGAUGGACAGAGAGGAAGUGCAUCCCCUGUGGAGACACAGGGCCCAGCAGGGCAUUUAAAGGGUUGGUGAGAAAGGGAAGAGAGCCAGGCCGUGGUGGUCAGGAGAAUCCUGCAGCCUGACUGACAAGCAGCCAGAGUGCUUCUAUAUUUAUACAGAACUCAGUAAGCAGGGGUACACUCAUGUUGUUCCAAAACAUAGAUCAUAUCACUUUUGGUUUUGGACAUGUGUUUAACAUUUUCUCUUAUUCAUCUUUUAGUCAUCAUUAAUGUACUAUGACAAAACAGUUAUCAUUUUCAAUCAUUUUCCAAGCUUUGGCAUCACUGAUACACAGAAUUAUCUUUUAUAAUCAUUCUUACUUAUUAACCCCUAACCCAAUUUUUAAGAAUCUAGAGGCACAUGAGAGCCUGUACUUAGGCUGGUAGCUUUUAUGGCUACAAGGACACUAGACCAAAACAAAAUCUCCAAGCCUGCCUGGGCAUGUUGCCAUGUCCCAAGAAGUAUAUUAUUAACUCUUAAUGGUCAGAGUGUCCAUGAAAAAUCCUCAGGCCAAAGCUGCUGCGGUUAUUCAAAUUCUGGCGUAGUGCAAAGUUCACAUUAUAGAAUGCUUUUCUCAUCUUUCUACACCAUUCUUUGCCCACCAGUCUGAAUCUCUGUGUGGGACAGCAGUAACUUCAGCUAAUCUAAUUUUGUUGCUGUAUAUGCCACGGAAUUCCCUGAGUAUAUAGUGAGAAGAGGCCAACGCCUCUAACCCAUUGAAUUAUGUUGACCUUUUUGAGUUUACUUUGUUUAGAGACCUCUGGUUUCUUUGUGUGUGUCACGACCUCCAAGGUAUAAGGAAGACUUUCAAGUAGAUAAGGAUAUCUCCCUAAAAGCAGGAGGGGUGGUAAGUUCAGGACUUUUCUGAGGACGCUUAGAAACAGUACUCCUGGGAGAAGGCAUAAAUGAUUCAUAAGAAAAUUUCCAACAACUCAAUACCCCCAAAUUAUACAAAUAUUUAAAGUCCUCCAAGUAUGCAACAGGCAGAGAUCAUCAAAACCACGUGGUGGCAUGUCAGCCAUCAUGCAGCUCAGCUUUGCUGGACCUUUGUCAAGUAGCUGUGCUGGCUUUAUGAGUUGUGCCGUCCCUAUCAGAAAUGACUGUGCCACUGGGCCUUUCCCUGGGCUUUUUGAACGCUGCCUCUGUCCAUAACUCUUGCUACCCUCAGCACCCAAAGGUAUGUUAACCUCUGUACCCAAGAAUGGAUGCCUGAAGUGACUCAUAUUUUACCCUAUUUCCAUACGUAGUCAGGACUGUUGCCAGAGUGCCUUGUGCAGAUGUACACGCGACUGUAUGGCAGAAAGCCACGCACAAUGACACAGACUUGUAGUCACAGACGUGGAAGACUGAGUGAGGCAAGAGAGAGUUCAAGGCCUGCUUGGGCCGUGAGGAUAUCAACAUAAGAGAAACCCCUGCAGUAGAAAUGCUUGUGGUUCGUAGCUCGGCAUAGGGACUACACAUCUAUCAGAUAGAAUGCUGGCCACAUUUGGGGGCAAAGACCAUGUCCCCAGAUACCCAGGGCUGCCAGAUCACAACACGUGACCCACCGCGUCCUGGUGGGAAUAAGACGGCGCAAAUACUACUCAGCCAAUCAAAAUAAGGAUUCCUCGGAAGCCCCGCCCUUAGCCCUGAGUGACAGCUGGUGUGCAGGCUGCGUUCCCAGCGGGCGGGGUUUAGAGAUGAACCAGCGCAGAUUCGCUUGGUCCAGGGCCUGUGCUACAGGGAUCACGUUGCGCAUGCUCACGGCCCUCCUCCAGGACGUGCACCUGCUUGGAGAAUCCGCCGUUCGACCCAGCAACCCACCCGAGCAGAGCAUCGCGCACCCAGUCAUGACAGCACACUCCUUUGCCCUCCCAGUCAUCAUCUUCACCACGUUCUGGGGCCUCAUCGGCAUCGCUGGGCCCUGGUUUGUGCCCAAAGGACCCAACCGCGGGGUGAUCAUCACCAUGCUGGUAGCCACUGCUGUCUGCUGUUACCUCUUCUGGCUCAUUGCCAUCUUGGCGCAGCUGAACCCCCUGUUUGGGCCACAACUGAAGAAUGAGACCAUUUGGUACGUGCGCUUCCUGUGGGAGUGACCACGGAGAGUGAUCAGCUGGCUGCUGGCCCCAGGUGCCCUGCUGUGGAUGGCCCAGCCUUGAUGUCCCUGGAGACCCUGCAUUCCCAUUGGCCCCACCAAUCAGUGGAUCCUUCUGUGUUCUCCGUGCUAGCACUGUGGGAUUCACACCCCCAGAGCCAGCCUUGUUUCAGCUUCCCAGCCAUGAGAAAGCCCUGUGCUCAGUCGGGCCACAGCAGGUCCAACCUGUGCUUAAAUCCCCCCACUUGGCAGUUUUCUCUCUCUUCCAAGCAGAUCCUAGCUAAGGGUCUGGACAUCUGUUUCCAUCCUGAGAGCAGAAGCCAGGACUCAGCCCAGUCCCAGAAAGGACAUGAUUCUUUGUGGAGAAGGGACAUAUGGCCCAGGAUACUCCAGGGUUUUCAACUCUGUCUCACCUUGUGAAAUAUUGGGUCAGGGUCACAGGCCUUCUCUCCAGCUCUGGUGUGGAUUAUUCUUUAAGUUUCAAACACUUCUAGAUGUGACAACACUGGAGAUGUUGGUGUCUUAAAGAAACAGUCACACCAAAAACCCUGCACUGUACUUUGGGUCAAGAUAGAAACUUCCAUGUUUAGUUUUUUAUAGCAGUGAAGACAUUCAACAUGGGAGGGAGAUUGUGUGUCUUUGGUAUGUUCUAGUCACUUUCCUCUCCCUCUGUAGAUAAGCUCACCCACUCUCCAGAACCUGUCAGUUGGGGUGCAGCCAUUCCUACCAGGAGGUCACACUCUUCAUUGGGUUGUGUUGGGGCAGAUCCAAGAGCUGGUCCCAAGAGCACUGGAGAGAUUUGGAGCUGGGAUUGGGGGACAGGCAAAGGUAAUGUUUAUGGGCUUCUACUGGCACUAUGCCUCCCUGGCUUCUGAGACCCUCUGUCCCCAAGCUAAUGUGCUCUGUGCCGGCACAAGGAAAGACAGAGAAUGCAGACCACAGGGGAUCAGCCUAGGGAACUCCUCCAGCCCAUGCCCUCACCCCUCUGACAGUGUGAGUAUGGAUUUCAUAUUCUUAGCUGAGUUGCCAGAGCCUAGCUAGGACAGAGCCCUGUAUAAUCCCUGGUUCCCAGCCAGUGACUGAGUUCCCAGGGGAAGAAAAACAGCCUUGAUUAUUUAAUGACUAUUUAUUUUGUCUUCCUCCCCUUGCAGGGGUCAUUUUGGGAGUGGCAGUAGAAUACACUAUAGCUCAGAUUCCUGGGCACUGGGCCUGCUGGUUGCCCAAAGCUUAGGUUGGGGCCUCCGUGGGCAACAACUCCCUUCCUACCCUAACCCCUGAAGCCUUCCUGUGUGGUGGGGCCUGGUGAGCAUGAAUUGUGUUGAAAGCUGAAUCCUGUCUAAUAAAUAAUGGUGAUGCAAGAUUGUGA